UUUAUAUUAAUUUUUUUUCAAGUUUGGACUUAAUCUGUCUUUACGUUGUUUCUCUCUGAUCCCUUUAAGCAAAGCCUUUUCUGGAUUCCGGGAUUCAUCCGAUAUAUUCUUGCCUAGUGGUUAAUAAUAAAUUAUUUGAUUUUUGGAUUCUAGACAAGUCUUGACUCUAGAGUCUAGACUCUAGAGUAAUCCGUAAGCACUGCUUUCAGUACUCAGGUACUGUACUGUAUCUUGGCUUUGCCUGUGGACCUACACUUUCAGUGCAGACGAUGAAGAUGAACAGCGAUCCCGUUCCUCCAUCUUCAUCGAAAGUUGCCUUCAGUUUCUCCCGCAAAAUCGAAUCCAAACUAGUGCAAUCCGUAAUCGCACCCGUAGAGGCACCCGAAGCGCCCAAACGCCAGCUAGUCACAUCCAUUAAUGAUCUCCUCUCCCCCGCAGAUUCUGACCACACUGAUUUUGACUCUUUGGUAAUCCCUCUCAUCAAACGCAACACCUAUGCCCCCCUUCUUGCUAAAUCUGUAACCCCUGCCGCGCUCCCUGUCUCCAGCGAUGACGCUGCCGCCGCCGCGGCUAUCCUGGAAGAUGCCCAGCGUUUUCAGGGGACCGAGACGAAGAUCGACAGCAAGGACGACGGAGUAACCGAGAUUCCGCUGUGGAUGCAGAAUAAACUUCCCGAAGGGUUUGAAACGGAUGCCAGGUUGGAUGUGGCGCUGCGCGCUGAGGAAUCCAGUCUGGAAGAUUAUGACAGGAUACCCGUGGAGGCCUACGGGAUGGCCAUGUUGAGGGGAAUGGGCUGGAAGGCGGACGAAGGGAUUGGAUUGAGGAAUAAACAAGUGACGAAGCCCGUGGAGGUUCUGCUUAGACCGCGGGGAUUGGGAUUGGGGGCGACUCCGGUUAAGGAAAGGAAGAAGGAGGGGCGGAGUGGAGAGGAGAAGGAUGAAAAGGAGAAGGUUAUAGCUGUGGGAGGAUAUGUGUCAAUAAAUUCUGGACGCCACCAGAACCGUACUGGUAAAGUGACAGCGAUGGACAACGAAGCUGGACGAUAUAUCGUUGUAUUGGUGGGAGAAGAGAAGCGUUCCGUUAGUAUUGCCGGUGCGGCGCUUGAAGUGAUCUCGGAAAAGGAAUACAACCGCUCUACACGCUACAUCAACAACGACAAGUAUUACGAUCACAAAAUUGUCGAAGAGGUGACCAGAACGAGUGAAAAAUCAGACAAGCGGUCCCGAGAUGAUAAAGACAGGAGAAGGGAAGAGCGAAGAAGGCGGUCCCGAUCGAGGUCUACCGAUCACAAAAGAAGACGGCGGAGCCGCUCGUGAACUAAUUUGUAUGUAUCUUUUAUUUCGGAAUUUUGUUUGGCGACGAUAUGUGAAGUGGUUCAGUGCUUGCAUGAGAAAUUAAGAAUGGAAACAGAUUACAUGUUGGACUUGUUAAUGUCUGUAUUACUGCUGAAAGGAGGUACGUGCAGUCUGUCACCAGAUGUUCUCGGAUUGUGGCCUACCAUGAUGGUCUGGCGUAAACGAAGCUUAUCUGACUGUCGAUUUUAAUAAAGAAA
Molecule: messenger RNA, 1552 nt
Organism: Paramacrobiotus metropolitanus
Lineage: Eukaryota; Metazoa; Tardigrada; Eutardigrada; Parachela; Macrobiotidae
Product: G-patch domain and KOW motifs-containing protein-like
Exons: 2
Coding region: 270-1316 (348 amino acids)
Biological process (GO): mRNA splicing, via spliceosome
Cellular component (GO): spliceosomal complex
Molecular function (GO): nucleic acid binding
Source: RefSeq, a predicted model, not a curated record